This is a messenger RNA of Zymoseptoria tritici IPO323, 684 nucleotides long. RefSeq lists its product as uncharacterized. Lineage: Eukaryota; Fungi; Ascomycota; Dothideomycetes; Mycosphaerellales; Mycosphaerellaceae. The transcript is spliced from 5 exons. The record is from RefSeq and is a predicted model, not a curated record. The coding region runs from base 1 to 684 and encodes 227 amino acids.
AUGCCCACAUCGAUCAACCCUGGGAAGGUCAUUGUUACUCGCUCAGAUCGCAAAACAAUCGAACAGUGGUACGGUACAAGCACACAAACAGCAUGGCGAGCUGUCAUAUCACGAAGUGCGAGCUAUCAGCCUACGUCUGACCGUGUCGGAUACAUGAUUCAGUUCAAAAGCACGAUUGGUGAAUGCCUACGACCCGUACAGCCACCGUUUCCGUCUCUCGAUGUCACUGGAAAUUCCAUCGACCACUCGAACUACGUUCGACCUUGGCAGAGAAGUCAUCUACUGUUGUGCAAGACCAGUCCGGGAGGCACGUCGAGAUGCCAAUAUCCCGGGCUGCCGGGAUGCAACGCCGUUGUCAGCACUGUGUCACAGCACUUGCAGCUUGCUGCCAGUACUAGCGAUGUGUUUACCAUUGGCCAGCACAACUUGUGUCUCUGGCAAAAUGAGAAGCUCGCGAGUGGUCAAGGCGGCAAGAAAGCAGAAGCUCGAGUGCUCCACAGUGCAUACGGCUUUCAUACGUACAGCACAGGAUCUUCAGUCCAUCUACCAAAGACGAUGGUGGCCAACUACCCGAUCGAGAAGGAGCUGGAUUUGAGACGCAUUCGUAAUUGCUUGGGCCACCUUUGCAAGACACGCAUAUGCUUGCCUCGAGCAUUCACUCGUCCACUUCACUUCGGGCCGUAA